GCUGAUAUGGGGGACCAAGAAGUUGUGGUGAGCUCAGAUGUGCCAAUAAUGAUUCUCCAAAAGAAGAUAAAAUCUGCAAAAACUCUAGUGGAAGCCGAAAAACUAAAAGAUGACCUGAAUGAGCUGAUGCGGAUUAGAGAGGUAAUUCAGAGAUCUGUGAUGGAGAUUAUUAAGAAGUCCACCAACUCUGAAGAACAAACCUUGAGAGUCCAAACAGGCUGUGCUGAAGUAACCAACCAUAAGAUGUAUCGGGAAGUCAUAGAGUAUUACAAAGUGAAAUGUUUUAACUGGCAUGACUCCAAGUAUGAAUAUGCUGUUCAUCAGCUGCAUCUGUUUGCGAACCUGUGUGAGGAAAAAGUCCCAGUGGAGCGCAUCAAGACAGCAAUUGAUGAUGUAAGUGAAAAUCUGAAGAAAAAAGAUGCUGCUGGAUGUUAAAUGUGGAAUGUAUUGCCUCUUAAAUGAAUGUAAAAAUACAAAUAAAGGUAAUGUUCCUUUGGUUUUAAGAACAUCUAAAUAUAGAAAUGAUCUUUGUACAGAGUGAAAUGGAACAUUGUUUGUCCCUACAAUGGAUGCAUUGCACCUUGUUGUUGUUACCUACUUGCUGGCAUGCAGUCCACUUGAUUGCCAAUGCAUGUACAUGUUUUGCUGUAAUGAGAUGGAUUAGAAUCCUACAUAACAGAAUGCCAUAGUAAAUUCAACCAUUGGCUACUCUCAAUAUUUACAGUUUCCAUUGAUUGAAAUAGCUGCCUUGUCUACCACAUUUGAUUGAUAGAUGACUUUACCAAUGAAAUCCACAAACAAUGUGAGAUGCAUAGCCGAAGUAUGAACCACUUUAGACGUUUAGCAAAAAUAUGACAUGUUAAAAAAAGAGCAUAGAUGGGCUGAAUUCUCAUUUGUUAAUUUUCUUAUGUUCUAUUCCAAUGAUCUAACUGCUGUGAUCAUAAAUAUCCCCACCCUGAUGCUGAACAAAUGUAUGUUAAAUCGAAGAAAAGAUCUUACAAUGGAUUUGAAAACAAUAUAGUUUAGCAGUUUUUGAAAUGUGUACUGUGUAUGAGUUAUUAUCUAUCUUAAGAUGUUUGUGUAACAGAAAAUCAUUAUUAAAAGUGUGGACAAAACCCAAACCUGUGUUAAA
Messenger RNA from Acipenser ruthenus (sterlet), 1132 nucleotides. Its product is annotated as legumain-like. The record is from RefSeq and is a predicted model, not a curated record. NCBI's taxonomy places the organism in Eukaryota, Metazoa, Chordata, Actinopteri, Acipenseriformes, Acipenseridae.